CUUUUAAUAUAAAACUUCAUCUCUCUCUUUUUGUCUAGGCUCUCUCCUCUGCUGUAUACCAUAUGGCAGCUGAUGUGAGCUCUCUAUUUAGGGUUUUGACUGGAUACAAGGAUCAACGGACGGUUGCUAACGAGCCUGUUGCUGGAAAAUCAACGGCUCUUAUGACCAGGGAUUUGCUUGGUGGUGGUGGUGGUGAUGCUGAGGACGAGUCUCAAGAAUUGGACCUCGACUCGCAAGUGCCCACUGGCUGGGAAAAGCGCCUAGACUUGAAGUCAGGGAAGGUUUAUUUACAACGAUGCAAUUCCUCAAGUUCAGCUUCACCUUCUCCUUCAACAUCAUCAGAUCUCAGGCAACAAACCAAUCAAACAGUGGCAAAGCUUCAAGAUUUAAACUUGCCUCCAUCACCUUCCAAGAUUACACUAAAUCUUUUUGAUGAAACAAACUUAGACCUGAAGUUAGUCUCGUCACCGUCAGGAACAACUACUACUUCAUCAUCAUCAUCAGCCAAAUAUCAAAGUGUGUGCACUCUAGAUAAAGUGAAGUCUGCACUUGAAAGAGCGGAGAAAGAACCUAUUAGAAAGCGAUCAUCGCUGUGGAAAUCACCAUUGUCACCUUCAUAUUCUUCAUCAUCGUCUUCCAUUAGGGAUAUUCCAGAAGAAGAAAACGAACAGAACCCAGUAUCUGCACCAGUGGCAGCAGGUUGCCCAGGCUGCUUAUCUUAUGUUUUGAUAUUGAAAAAUAAUCCAAAAUGUCCCAGGUGCAAUUCGGUUGUUCCAGUUCCAAUAGUAAAGAAGCCUAGGAUAGAUCUCAACAUUCCAAUAUGAUAAAUCAGAGAGAUUUGAUGUUUUUGUGAUUUUGUACAUGAUAUAUGGAAUUAAGGGUUUCAGAGAAUAGAAUUGUAGGCAAAAAAGAGAUAUAUCAAUUUUUUUUUUUUUAUGGCUUUUUAUCCCAUAACAGUUAGGAAAUUUAUGCAUCUUAGACCUCAAUUUGCUGCCAUGUCUCCGUAUUUUAUGUACUCUGUUAAUAUAAAGAGGAUUUUUACUA
Hevea brasiliensis (rubber tree) is the source of this 1044-nucleotide messenger RNA. RefSeq lists its product as uncharacterized. Bases 63 to 824 code for a protein of 253 amino acids. The transcript has 2 exons. NCBI's taxonomy places the organism in Eukaryota, Viridiplantae, Streptophyta, Magnoliopsida, Malpighiales, Euphorbiaceae. The record is from RefSeq and is a predicted model, not a curated record.